Messenger RNA from Clupea harengus (Atlantic herring), 5092 nucleotides. RefSeq names its product ATPase copper transporting beta (gene atp7b). The record is from RefSeq and is a predicted model, not a curated record. Gene Ontology annotation, biological process: monoatomic cation transport; copper ion homeostasis. Lineage: Eukaryota; Metazoa; Chordata; Actinopteri; Clupeiformes; Clupeidae. Gene Ontology annotation, cellular component: membrane. Gene Ontology annotation, molecular function: P-type divalent copper transporter activity; copper ion binding; ATP binding.
UUACAGCAAUACAACACAUUAAAGUCCGUGUAAGGAACAAUGGACAUUCGCAGCCGAUUGGAUGCCUUUUUGAAGCUGUAGGCUAUUCUGGUUGACAAAAAUAAUACUGCCAUUCCCCAUUACAAAAUCAAAAAGGUUACUGUGAUGAACACGCCCCAUAUCGAAGUAUGGAUAGGUCUGCUUGGAUUUCACAAGGCUGAAUCCGAGUGCAGCGCACGAGCCAUUUAGUCACAGGAACCGGUAUUUGGUGUACUAGUAAGUCCCGAUGUCUGGUUCAGGUGUCACGGAUUUGUAAACGGCGGUGACAGAAAGGGAAAAACUAUUGAACAUGUUCUUUCGGUCAGCGAAUACAGAAAAUAUGUUAUAGCAUGUCUUGUAACUGAGAAUUGCCAGUCAGUUCGUUAAAAUGAAAAAGUUUACAUCCAAUGUUAAGUCACUGAACAGUUUGACCAGGCAUGCUUCAAACAGUGCCGUGGAGCAGGUUUGCAUGGUAGACUGUCCCCAGAUUAUUAAACCGAUCAGUUUGACACCUGUUUUUGGAGAACAUGUUUUGGGACCUGAUGGAGUGCUACACAAAGAUGGGCAGGAAGCCGUUAAGCCUAAACAGGAGAAUGGUGGUGUCAGUGAUGCCUGGCCCCCUCCAAAACUUGGCUUUGAUAACUUGGGCUUUGUCCCGGGGAGUCCUUGUGAGAUGUGCCCCCAAGCCAGAGGGUUGUGCUGUGGGGCCAGGGACUCUGCUGUGGGGAGAGACACACAGGUUCUGACACCUCCUGUUAAAUCUGCCCUGGUGAGGAUCAGGGUGGAGGGUAUGACGUGCCAGUCGUGUGUGCAGUCCAUCGAGGGGCGCAUAGGAGAACUGCCCGGUGUCAUGGCCAUUCAGGUGUACCUAAGUGACAAGGAAGCCUCAGUGACCUUUAACCCUGGGCAGGUGGGUCCAGAGGAACUGAGGACCCACAUUGAGGACAUGGGGUUUGACGCCAUUCUCACAAGCAGCCCCAUUCCAACCUCCUCCCAUGGAAGGAAGCUAGAAGUGAAUGCAGCGGCAGGGGAGGUGGCUAUGACCCUGGGUGUUGAAGGGAUGCAUUGUGGGUCUUGUGUGCAUAACAUCCAAGAGCAUGUGUCAGGACUUUUGGGGGUCUGUUCUGUAAGCGUCUCCUUAGAAACAAGGCAUAUGGACCUGAAGUAUGACCCCUCUCUGGUCACCUUGGAGAUGGUGAAGGGGCUCGUGGAGGGGAUCCCACCUGGUAAUUUUCAUGUGACCUUGCCGACCUUGCCAGUGGAAACUCCAGCUGGGAUCUGGACCACAAGUUCCAUGGAGAUGACCCCCAGCUCCCAACACCUGAACUCUGCAUCCACGUCCCAAACUUCAGACAGUGUUCCUUUUCCGGCUGCUACCAUUGGAAUCUUAGGGAUGACCUGCAACUCUUGUGUGCAGUCCAUUGAAGGGAUGAUAUCCCAGAGGCCUGGGGUUCAGUCCAUCAGGGUCUCAUUAAAGAAGGAAAAGGGAAUGGUGAUCUUUAAUCCCACACUGACCAGUGCAGAGGAGCUGAGGGAAGCCAUUGAGGAUAUGGGGUUUGAGGCUACACUGGAGAAAGAGCCCAGCUCCACAGACAAAGGGACAACCUCUGAACCCAAAGGCAAAACCUCUCCUUACCAUCGUCCCCAGCCAUCUAAUGACCUAGCAGCUAAAGUACCCAGAGACCAGCAGUCUGGGGAAGGGACCACCCAGAGGUGCUUUAUUCGUGUGACUGGCAUGACCUGUGCCUCCUGUGUGGCCAACAUUGAGCGCAGCCUCCUCAAACACAAGGGUGUGGUGUCUGUUCUGGUAUCCCUGAUGGCAGGGAAGGCAGAUGUCCGGUAUGACCCAAAGGUGCUGGAUGCAGUUGAAGUCACCGGACUCAUAUCCAGUCUUGGCUUCGGUGCCGCACUCAUAGAGACCAAUGCAGUUAUUGACGGGAAACUGGAUCUCUCUGUGACUGGCAUGACCUGUGCAUCAUGCAUCCAUAACAUUGAAAACAAACUGCUCGGGACUAAGGGGGUUUUUGAGGUCUCUGUCUCACUGGCAACCACAAAGGCUCAUGUGAAGUUUGACCCAGAAAUACUUGGUGCCAGGGACAUCAUCAGAAGCAUUGAGGCUUUGGGCUUUGGAGCGUCUCUGAUCAAAAGUGACGGCUGUGGGAAAAAUGAAGCAUUGGACCACCGGGAGGAGAUUCAGCAAUGGAAGCAGUCCUUCCUGUUCAGCCUGGUGUUUGGGGUUCCUGUGAUGGGUCUGAUGAUCUAUAUGAUGGUGAUGGACAGUCAGCACCAGGAGCACGGCGGCUCCAUGCCCCACGAGCAGAACGUCUUUCCUGGACUCUCUAUCCUUAACCUCGCCUUCUUCCUUCUCUGCACACCUGUGCAGAUCUUUGGGGGGCGAUAUUUCUACAUUCAGGCAUACCGCUCGCUGAAACACAAAGUGGCUAAUAUGGACGUCCUGAUCGUAUUGGCCACCACCAUCUCGUACAUCUACUCCUGCGUUGUCCUAUUGGUUGCUAUCGCAGAGAAGGCGGAGCAAAGCCCGGUCACCUUCUUCGACACUCCCCCCAUGCUGUUCGUCUUCAUUGCUCUUGGGCGAUGGCUGGAACACAUUGCCAAGAGUAAGACGUCCGAGGCUCUGGCCAAACUCAUGUCCCUGCAAGCGACUGAUGCCACCAUAGUCACUCUGGGUCCCGACAACUCCAUCCUCAGGGAAGAGCAGGUAUCUGUGGAUCUCGUCCAGAGGGGUGAUGUGGUGAAGGUGGCCCCUGGGGGAAAGUUCCCUGUGGAUGGGAAGGUGAUCGAGGGCAGCUCCAUGGCGGACGAGUCUCUCAUUACUGGUGAGCCAAUGCCAGUCAGUAAGAAGCCUGGCAGCUAUGUGAUCGCGGGCUCCAUAAACGGCCACGGAGCGCUGCUGGUGGAGGCUACUCACGUAGGGGCCGACACCACACUCAGCCAGAUAGUCAAACUGGUCGAGGAGGCCCAGACGUCAAAGGCUCCCAUCCAGCAGUUUGCUGAUAAACUGAGUGGAUAUUUCGUCCCUUUCAUCAUCCUCGUCUCUGUGGUAACACUGGUGGUCUGGCUCAUCAUUGGGUUUCUUGACUUCGACAUUGUUGCAGAAUAUUUUCCUGGCUACGAUAAGAACAUCCCCCACACAGACGUGAUUGUGCGCUUCGCCUUCCAGACUUCGCUCACAGUCCUGUCCAUUGCCUGCCCCUGCGCCCUGGGCCUGGCAACCCCGACUGCUGUGAUGGUGGGCACGGGCGUGGGCGCCCAGAACGGCAUCCUCAUCAAGGGAGGGGAGCCCCUGGAGAUGGCACACAAGAUCAAGGCAGUGAUGUUUGACAAGACGGGCACCAUCACCAACGGGGUGCCGAAGGUGACGCGUGUGCUAGUGCUGUGGGACCAGGCCCGCAUGCCCCUGCGGAAGGUUCUGGCUGUCGUGGGCACAGCUGAGGCCAGCAGUGAACACCCACUGGGCAUGGCCGUCACCAAGCACUGCAAACAGGAGCUGGACACAAAGACUCUGGGGUUCUGCCAUGACUUCCAAGCAGUGCCAGGCUGUGGAAUAAGCUGCAGGGUCUCGAACAUCGACGAGCUGCUGCGCAACCUGGACCAGACGGCCAUCAGCCUAGAGACCCACCUCACCAUACAGGGGGCCACUACAGACGAGAGCAUCCUGCUCAAUGGAUCUGAACCUGCGUGUAAUCCAGGCACAUACUCAGUGCUGAUUGGUAACAGAGAGUGGAUGAGGCGUAACGGUCUACACAUCACCACUGAUGUGGAUGAAGCCAUGACCAGCCAUGAAACCAAAGGACAGACUGCCAUCCUAGUGGCCAUAGACGGUGUGCUGUGUGCCAUGUUGGCCAUAGCGGACACAGUGAAGCCAGAGUCUGCGCUGGCUGUCCACACCCUGCGCAGCAUGGGCAUCGAUGUUGUGAUGAUCACAGGGGACAACCGUCGCACCGCUAAAGCCAUCGCUACACAGGUGGGCAUCAGGAAGGUGUUUGCAGAGGUGCUGCCAUCUCACAAGGUGGCCAAGGUGCAGGAGCUGCAGGAGCAGGGCCUGAGGGUGGCCAUGGUGGGCGAUGGCGUGAACGACUCGCCCGCUCUUGCCCGCGCUGACCUUGGCAUUGCCAUCGGCACGGGCACCGAUGUAGCCAUCGAGGCAGCGGACGUGGUUCUGAUUAGGAAUGAUCUUUUGGAUGUGGUGGCCAGUAUUGAGCUCUCAAAGAAAACGGUCCAGAGGAUUCGGAUCAACUUUGUUUUUGCUCUCAUAUACAACCUGUUGGGAAUCCCAAUUGCUGCAGGAGUGUUCAUGCCAGCUGGUCUGGUGCUGCAGCCGUGGAUGGGCUCAGCAGCAAUGGCAGCCUCCUCCGUGUCAGUGGUGGUGUCCUCAUUACUGCUCAGGCUGUAUAAGAAGACUCCGGUGGAGCUGUACGAGCUCAGAGCCCAGGGCCACAUGAAGAGCCUCAACCCCUCUCAGGUGAGCAUCCACGUGGGCCUGGACGACCGCCAACGCACGCCCCCAUCCGGCCGUCACACCUGGGACAGGCAGAGCCAGGGCGGCUAUAUCCCGGAGUCUUUGCGACCACCCAGCCAAGCAGCGGAAGCACCCUCUUCCUCCAUCGCCCUGGACCGGCGCUCUCUCCUGGAUGAUGAAGGCGAGGUGGACUUGAUUGUGUGACCCUGCCCCCUUCCCCCUCCCAAGGGCACACACAAGCAGGAAGGAAGGAGGACACCCAUCUUACAUCAUGGCUGUUGGAGAUUCAUGGGACUAUGGACCCCACGGAUCCUGCUGACUGAAGGUGACUAGGGAGACGAGUCCAAGGAAAUCUGUAAGGAUCAUACUGGAUGGCUGUGAAGAAAUUAGGAAUGGAAGAGACAUCUGAUUACUCAGUGGACAGCAACUACACAUUAUCAGGGGACAAUAGUGUACUUAAUAGAGCACUUAAUCACAUACUGUACCUUUCUUUUGUAUAUUCAAUAAUAGUUUACUGUGGGGAAUCAUUUCAUUUACACUGCAUCAGUUAAUGGAUGUCAAAUCUCAAUCAUCAAAUAAAGAUUUUACUAAAAA